AUGGUUCAUGGUCCAUUGUUUUUGCUGGCGGCACUAGCCAUCCUCCAUGUCACAGCGGAGCCAGCGACGGUGGCGCCGCCUCCGCCGCUACCAGCCGCGGCAAGGGAGUUCUUGGAAGCACACGACAUGGCAAGAGCGGAAGUGGGGGUUCAACCCCUGAGGUGGAGCCAGCAGUUAGCCAACGCCACAAGCAGGCUCGUCCGCUACCAAAGGGACAAAAUGGCGUGCCAGUUCGCCAACUUAACGGCCGAAAAGUACGGCGCCAACCAGCUAUGGGCCCGCAGCACGACGGCGGUGACACCGCGCAUGGUGGUUGAGGAAUGGGUCAAGCAGAAACAGUUCUAUAACCACACUGACAACUCGUGCGUGCCGAACCACAGGUGCGGCGUUUACACGCAGGUUGUGUGGAGAAAGUCCGUUGAGUUGGGGUGUGCUCAAGUCACGUGCGUGAAGGACCAAGCUAGCUUGACCAUUUGUUUCUAUAAUCCACCUGGAAACUACGUAGGGGAAAGCCCAUACUGA
Messenger RNA from Gastrolobium bilobum, 522 nucleotides. Its product is annotated as STS14 protein-like. The coding region runs from base 1 to 522 and encodes 173 amino acids. Lineage: Eukaryota; Viridiplantae; Streptophyta; Magnoliopsida; Fabales; Fabaceae. The record is from RefSeq and is a predicted model, not a curated record. The transcript has a single exon.